Molecule: messenger RNA, 4882 nt
Organism: Labrus mixtus (cuckoo wrasse)
Lineage: Eukaryota; Metazoa; Chordata; Actinopteri; Labriformes; Labridae
Gene: ddr2a
Product: discoidin domain receptor tyrosine kinase 2a
Exons: 17
Coding region: 227-2791 (854 amino acids)
Biological process (GO): cell surface receptor protein tyrosine kinase signaling pathway; multicellular organism development; positive regulation of kinase activity
Cellular component (GO): signaling receptor complex; membrane
Molecular function (GO): collagen binding; protein tyrosine kinase collagen receptor activity; ATP binding
Source: RefSeq, a predicted model, not a curated record
UUUUCCCUAUUUGUGGGGGUGUCUUACAUCAGCCCAGUGAGCCCUGGUUGACGCGGCUGGUGGACAGACAGCGAGCGAGUGAGUAAAAGAGAGAAACAGCUCGGCUUGCUACAUCCAGCCGUCCUGACUCUCACUGGAAUAAUCUAAAAAAAACACCUCUGAACAAAUGGUCUGAAAGGACGAAACCUCUUCAAAAUUGGAAGCCCGUCUUUGUGCAUGUGUUGGGAUGAACCGCCUGUGGGAUGUUCACCUCCUCCUGCUCAUCCUCCACUUCCUGUUUGGAGCCGUCAUGUCGCAGGUCAACCCAGGUGUGUGUCGGUAUCCUCUGGGCAUGUCAGGAGGUCAGAUACAGGACGAGGACAUCUCCGCCUCCAGCCAGUGGUCUGAAUCCACAGCUGCUAGAUAUGGCAGGUUGGAUUUUGAGGAAGGGGACGGCGCUUGGUGUCCAGAGAUAACGGUGGAGCCGGACAGUCUGAAGGAGUUUCUGCAGAUUGACCUGCGCUCGCUCCACUUCAUCACUCUUGUUGGCACGCAGGGCCGUCACGCAGGGGGCAUCGGCAACGAGUUUGCCCAGAUGUACAAGAUCAAAUACAGCCGUGAUGGAAGCCGCUGGAUCUCGUGGAGGAACAGGCAGGGCAAGCAGGUGAUUGAAGGAAACAGAAACGCCUACGACAUUGUACUGAAGGACCUGGAACCGCCGAUCAUCGCGCGCUUCGUUCGCUUCAUGCCGGUCACUGACCACUCCAUGAACGUCUGCAUGAGAGUGGAGCUCUACGGCUGUGAGUGGCUGGACGGUCUUGUUUCAUAUAACGCUCCAGCAGGAGAACAGAUGAAUCUGCCCUCUCACCCUGUUUACGUUAACGACUCUGUCUAUGACGGCGCCGUCAUCCACAGCAUGACAGAAGGCCUGGGCCAGCUGACUGACGGAGUGUGUGGUCUGGAUGAUUUCACACACAGUCAUGUCUACAACGUGUGGCCGGGGUACGACUAUGUGGGCUGGAACAACGAGAGCUUCCCAAAUGGUUUUGUUGAAAUCAUGUUCGAGUUUGACCGCACGAGGAACUUUACCACCAUGAAGGUCCACUGCAACAACAUGUUCUCCAGGCACGUCAAGGCCUUCCGUCAGGUCACAUGUUAUUUCCGCUCUGAGUCCGACUGGGAGGCCACGCCCCUUUCCUUCAGCCCCGUGGUGGAUGAGAAGAAUCCCAGCGCCCGCUUUGUCACCGUCAACCUAGCCAAUCAAAUGGCCAGUGCUAUCAAGUGCCAGUUCUACUUUGCUGACGCCUGGAUGUUGUUCAGCGAGAUCACCUUUCAGUCAGACACAGCCAUGUACAACACAACACUGGCUCCGCCCAAGACGGGUCUCCCACCAAACAUACCACCAGAGGAAGACCCAACCCACAAAGUAGACGACAGCAACACCCGGAUUCUGAUAGGUUGUUUGGUGGCCAUCAUCUUCAUCCUGGUGGCCAUCAUUGUCAUCAUCUUGUGGAGGCAGGUGUGGCAGAAGAUGUUGGAAAAGGCCUCUCGCCGGAUGCUGGACGAUGAACUAACUGCCAGUUUGUCAAUACAGAGUGAGACGUUUGCCUACAACCACAACCAGUCGAGUACAACCAGCGAGCAGGAGUCUAGCUCCACAUAUGAGCGCAUUUUUCCUCUGGGUCCCGACUACCAGGAGCCGUCACGCCUCAUAUGUAAGCUGCCCGAGUUUGCGCAGAGCUCUGAGGAGCCCGCUUCUACCAGCACAGCAGCUACUGUAAUCCAAGAUGGCGUCCCUCACUACGCAGAGGCAGAUAUUGUUAACCUGCAGGGCGUGACUGGAAGCAACACAUACGCCAUCCCUGCACUCACCAUGGACCUGUUGUCGGGGAAGGACGUGGUCGUGGAGGAGUUCCCAAGAAAGCUACUCACAUUUAAAGAGAAGCUGGGCGAGGGACAGUUUGGAGAGGUACACCUGUGUGAGGCGGAGGGAAUGCAGGAGUUCAUGAAUCAAGAGUUUUUAUUUGACAUCCCUGAAGAUCAGCUGGUUUUAGUGGCUGUAAAGAUGCUCCGUUCAGAUGCCAACAAAAAUGCAAGGAAUGACUUCCUGAAAGAGAUAAAGAUCAUGUCCCGUUUGAAGGACCCCAACAUCAUCCGCCUGCUGGCCGUGUGUAUCUACAGCGACCCUCUGUGUAUGAUCACAGAGUACAUGGAGAACGGAGAUCUCAACCAGUUCCUUUCCCGCCAUGAACCUGAGGGGCAGCUCGCUCUGCUCAGCAACGCUCCUACGGUCAGCUUCAGUAAUCUGUGUUACAUGGCCGCUCAGAUAGCAUCGGGGAUGAAGUACCUCUCCUCUCUGAACUUCGUGCAUCGGGACUUGGCCACGCGGAACUGCUUGGUGGGCAAAAAUUUCACAAUAAAGAUCGCCGAUUUCGGCAUGAGCAGGAACCUUUACAGCGGGGACUAUUACCGCAUUCAAGGCCGAGCGGUGCUGCCUAUACGCUGGAUGUCAUGGGAGAGCAUACUGCUGGGUAAGUUCACCACAGCUAGCGACGUGUGGGCCUUCGGGGUCACCCUGUGGGAGAUUCUAAACUUCUGCAAGGAGCAGCCUUACUCCCAGCUGACAGAUGAGCAGGUGAUAGAGAACACAGGGGAGUUCUUCAGGGACCAGAAAAGACAGAUCUACCUGCCUCAGCCUGUGCUGUGUCCAGACUCGCUCUACAAGAUCAUGCUGAGCUGCUGGAGGAGGAAUGCCAAGGAACGACCCGCCUUCCAGGAAAUACACAGAGCCCUCUUGGAUCUGCACGCGUAAGCUCGGGCGAUGUUUAAAGACAGUGAUUCCCUGUCUGCUCCUUCCCUGGAGGAGCUGGUGCAUGACGAGAGUAGACCAUGAUUCAGACACAAUCCAGGUUUAAGCUCACCUGCUUCAGCAGAGGAACAGGUUUCUCUUUAUUUCAUGGACUUACACACGACAAAGAUGGACUACCAGAGCCUUUUGGUGUGUGUGAUCUUUAACAUGCUUACAGCUAUUACUAAGAGAAAUCCAUUCUGUUGUUUAAAACACCCAAAUGUGUUUAUGGUUCGGUUCUGAAUGUAAAAGAACCAAAAAAUAAAUGUAGCAAGUGACAUUCGGCACUUUUAAAAAAAUGUAUUAUAUAAUUCCUUUUUGUAUGCAGGUCUAAUUUCUUCAGGUGUUUACUAUCAAACUUUGUUGAAAAGCUUUCUUUUGGAGGACUGCUUGAAUGUAGAAGAAGUGCAGCAACACUCAGCCGUCACAUUUCAUUUCAAGUAUUUCAUCUCAGAGGCCGAAGACGAUCAUCUCAGUGGGACUCCGGGUCGCUCGUCAUCUCCCUGCAGCUCUCUUAUGGUUACUCCACGUCUUUAAGAUUGUGUAUUUCCAAUAGGCAUUUUGUAUUAAUAUUUAUAUGUUUAUAUGUGUUUGCUCUUGUUGAUAUAUUUGUACGUUUUUUUGUUUGAUGAAUCAAAUUCGAACUGUUAAAAUUACAAAAAAGACAAAACUAGUGCCGUCAGCGCUGAACGAGUUAAUCUUGAUUAAUCUCAUGUUAUUUUGUCCCUUCAUGCUCACCGUAGAUAGUGGUCCUCAGUGUCUCCCUGUCUCAGUCUCAGUGAUGUAAAAGAAGGACACUGCUGCAUCUUUGAAUGUCUCAUUUCACUUUAACAAACUCUCAGACAGCUCAGCUGACGAGUCCAAAGUAAUAUCCACCUUAUGACAUCACACAUUGACCUCAUGACAUCACACAUUGACCUUAUGACAUCACACAUUGACCUUAUGACAUCACACAUUGAUCUUUGUUACCGUUCCUUUGAGCUGUUUGACCUCACUUUGGGGAUCCCUAACCACUUCCUGUUUCUGGGCUUCACUUCCUGUCCUAACCUUCACUCUAAAGGAAGGUACUGACUUUAUUUCAAAAUAAAAGCACACAGCAAGUAAAGUACUCUCAGCGUAAGACAGUGGAACAUUUCAAAAUAAAAGCUGAUUUAAAAAAAAAUCAAGAUAAUGGAAUUCCAAACAUGCAAUUAAAAUUGUAAUUUAUCAGGGCACCAGUAGCCUAGCAGUUAUGUUGCGUGCCCUAUGUACAGAGGCUGUAGAGUCCUUGUUGCAGCAGCUGUGGGUUCGAAUCCGACCUCAGCCCAUUGCUGCGUGUCAUCCCCCCUCUCUCACCUCCCAACGUUUCCUGUCUCUCUUCAGCUGUAACAAUUUAAUGAAGACAAGAAGGGCCAAAAAAUGUGAUUAAUUGUUGAUGUUAAGCGAUUAAUGGCCGUUCAAAUGUUGAAUGGUUUGACAGCCAUAAAUAAAAAGUGAGCCAGGGGUGCAGCUGAACCCUUCUGAGAGGGCUUGUAGGUGAUCAGAUAUCGAUAGAACUUAAAAUUACUCCACCGUUAUGUGUUCACAGUCAGGAUGAACGGAGACGUGUUACUGAGUAUGUUGUGGGUUUGAAAACAUGAAGCACACAUCUGCGUUUGGAGGAUGACAGAGAACGUACACUGCAUGUUAAAUCAGGAGCGCAGAGACUUAAGUCAUGUCUGCGAUUGGAACAGUAGGACUUCUUCACAUGAAAAUAUGAUUGGAUGAAAACUUUUAGUCAUCAGCAGUCGGCUGGUUCCCUUCACUUCUUCUUCUCUUGUAUUAUUCUGUGUAUAACUCUUAAUGGUACCAACCUGUUUAAGCCGGUUCUGCUGUGUUUACGAGCUCGUUCCUCUUAUCAGAGGCCUUCACCUGUACAUAAAUUAUACUCCUGCCUGACCUGUAACGCAGGGUCCGUAUCGUUUAAAGCAGAGCUAUUGUACACUAAAGUGAAACACCGAGUCUUUGGAGACAGAUGAGGGUGUUUGUGAGGCCUGUGGGGAAGUUAAAUAAAGAAAUGUCUAUGUAUCAUUGUCA